Messenger RNA from Gekko japonicus, 774 nucleotides. RefSeq names its product olfactory receptor 1L6-like. Gene Ontology annotation, molecular function: olfactory receptor activity; G protein-coupled receptor activity. The transcript has a single exon. The record is from RefSeq and is a predicted model, not a curated record. Gene Ontology annotation, biological process: G protein-coupled receptor signaling pathway. Gene Ontology annotation, cellular component: membrane. Lineage: Eukaryota; Metazoa; Chordata; Lepidosauria; Squamata; Gekkonidae. The annotation marks the transcript as partial.
CUCCUCCACAUCCCAAUGUACUUCUUCCUCAGUAACCUCUCCCUGGUGGACAUCUGCUUCACCACAGCCACCGUGCCCAAUCUCUUGGCCAAUAUGCUCUCUGGAGUGAGGAAGAUCUCCUAUGGUGGAUGUUUGGCCCAGAUGUACUUUUUUGUGGCCUUUGGCAUCACCGACAGCUUCCUCUUGGCGUCCAUGGCCGUGGACCGUUACGUGGCCAUCUGUCGGCCACUGCACUAUGCCACAGUGAUGAGCAACCAGGCCUGCCUACUGCUAGUGGCUGGCUCCUGGUUGGUUUCUCACCUCCACUCUCUCCUCCACACCGUCCUGAUGUCCCGCCUCUCUUUUUGCGCUUCCAAGCAGGUAUCCCACUUCUUCUGUGAUGUCUUCCCACUGCUGAAGAUCUCUUGCUCCAAUACACGGUUGAAUGCUUUGGUGGUACACACGGAAGGGGCUUUGGUGGUCAACAGCGCUCUCCUGGUCAUUGUCUUCUCCUAUGUCCGUAUUCUGGUGGUCGUCCUGAGGAUUCCUUCCGCUAAGGAAAAGCAAAAGGCCUUCUCCACUUGCGGGUCCCACUUGACAGUGGUGGCCUUAUUCUACGGCACCGUCAUCUGGGUCUACUUCCAGCCUUCGUCCAGCUUCUCGGCUGAGAAGGACACUCUGGCCGCCAUCAUGUACACUAUGGUCACACCCAUGCUGAACCCCUUCAUCUACACUCUGAGGAAUGACAAGAUGAAAGAGGCCUUGAGGAGGCUCUUUGGCCAGGAGAUACACUAA